Haliotis rubra (blacklip abalone) is the source of this 1971-nucleotide messenger RNA. RefSeq names its product neuroligin-4, X-linked-like. The coding region runs from base 72 to 1796 and encodes 574 amino acids. NCBI's taxonomy places the organism in Eukaryota, Metazoa, Mollusca, Gastropoda, Lepetellida, Haliotidae. The transcript is spliced from 10 exons. The record is from RefSeq and is a predicted model, not a curated record.
GGCCCUACCUAGCAGAGUUGAUAUUCAGAACGCUUUCAGGGCCAGGACGCUAACAACCGUGCGGUGAUAAAAUGGAUCCAGGCGUCUACAUUUCCUUGAUUUUAGGAUUUUAUUCAGUGGCCUGUCAGGAUGUGUUUGUGACCGUGAAUGAAGGAACUUUGCGUGGACGUUUAACCCGUGUUGAAGACAAGGAUUUGGAAGUUUAUCUGGGUGUCCCAUUUGCAGAGCCUCCUGUCGGCGAGAGGAGGUUCCAACGGCCCGUCUCUCCGAGUACCUGGGAGGGGCCUCGGGACGCCACAUGGUACGGACCAGCAUGUCCUCAAUGGAACCUCAAGCCACAGUUCAAUGUGACGAUGGAUGAAGACUGCCUUUACUUGAAUGUGUACACAAGAUCCACAUCCGUGCCUACUCUCCCUGUCAUGGUAUUCAUCCAUGGUGGAACAUUUUUGACCGGAUCUGGUUCUUUCUUCGAUCCAUCCAUGUUGGCUGUCAGGGACGUUGUCAUGGUGACCAUAAACUACAGACUCAACGUCCUAGGCUUUCUGUCUACUGAAGACGCUGCUGCCCCGGGAAAUUUUGGCAUGAUGGACCAGGUGAUGGCCUUGACCUGGAUCAGGGACAAUAUUGCCAAAUUCGGUGGUAACCCUGGUGACGUCACAAUCAUGGGCUACAGCGCCGGAUCUGCUAGCGUGUCCCUCCAUCUGUUGUCUCCACUGUCCAGGGGAUUGUUCCACAAGGUUAUUGCUCAGAGCGGAAGUAGCCUAGCUGACUGGGCGGCGGCAAGCGCUCGCGAUAAUGUGUCUCCAAGAGACGUGGCCUUCACCUUGGCUAGCGAGGUCAACUGUACCGGUUCAAGUUCCGAAACUGUGGUUGCCUGUCUACGAGGGGUCAGCGCAGACGACAUCGUUAACGCCGGCAGAAAUGUUAUGCGUCCCCCAAGAAGACUAACCUGGUCCCCGGUUAUUGAGACGCUGUACGGCUUUCUCCCAGACUACCCCCGGGCCCUGGUUGACAGGGGUCAGACAGCCAAUGUCCCGGUCAUGAUCGGAGUUAACAAAGAUGAAAGUUCCAGAUCUGUUGCUGCACUGCCCGGAUCAAACGACGGAGUAAACGCCAGCGUCUUCAGGGACAAGAUCUUUGACUUUGCCUCUAAGGAAUAUCCCGAAUACACGUACACCGUAUCGAUGGCUAUGGUGAAAGCGUACUUGAAGUAUUGGAUGGAUCCUUUGGCUAUCAGGGCGUCCUAUGUCAAUUUUCUGACCGACUAUUAUUUUACGGCGCCUGCCAUUUUGGAGAGCGAGCUUCUGACAAGUCGACCAGGCAGAAGGUCACUAUACUUCUACCGGCUGGCUCACAGACCGGCCAACAACUCUGACCCGCAGUGGCAAGGUACAAGCCACAAUAUUGGACUUCUCCUGUACACGUUCGGCGUGCCUAUUAUGGGGCCAGGGGGUUACAGCUGGAGAUGGACUUGGAAAUGGACUGAAGCAGACAAGGAGUUCAGUCGAGUCGUCAUGAACAUGACCCUCAAUUUUAUCCUAUACGGGAACCCCACACCUACUGAAGUUGGCGGGGUCAUAUGGGAGCCAUUCACAGCCUUUGACAGAAGAUAUCUUUACCUUGACUCCAGUUCUGUAAUGAAGUCUGACCUUCGACCGAAUGACAUGAUGUUUUGGAACAAUGAUAUUCCUAAUAUUAUAAAUGAGCAGGUUAUCUUCCCCAAUUCAGCCUCGAUGGACAGUCAAAUCCCAUUGAUCGUACUUGUAGUGGCACUCAUUUCGUUGUCUCUUCAGUAAGUUACGUUGUGUGGUCUGGCAGGCCAAGGAAGUCCAUGCGUCAUUUGGACAUGGCGAUCCAGUCCCAGGCCUGUUUCAUUAAAUCGUUUUCAAACAGAAUAUUGGAUAAUUCCUGCAUUCUAGUUAGCUAAAAGAGCCAGGUGUUAUUGCGUUCAUUUCGCAACGAAUGUAAAAA